Messenger RNA from Rhincodon typus (whale shark), 2155 nucleotides. Its product is annotated as NXPE family member 3-like. Bases 282 to 1475 code for a protein of 397 amino acids. Lineage: Eukaryota; Metazoa; Chordata; Chondrichthyes; Orectolobiformes; Rhincodontidae. The transcript is spliced from 5 exons. The record is from RefSeq and is a predicted model, not a curated record.
AAGACUGACAAAAAAAACUUCCGUUAACCAUUUGCGGGCAUGCAAUAGUUAAAGUCUGAACGAAUGCAAGUAAAUAGUGGAGAAAUAGCAUUGGAAAAAAAAAGGGAAGAAAUAUCAAUACGUUUCUGUAAAGUGCUACAAUAAUUACUUCCAAACUAAAAUAAGAUAUAAAAGCAUGGAGCUCUGGCCAGACACUUUUGAGACAAUUCUGAUAGAGUAAAAGGAGCAGCUAAUCUACUAAAACGAUAUACAAAGUACGAGUGCACAUUGAUCUUUCAUUUAUGGAUGAACAAGACACAAAAAAUACCAUUCUUCCUUCCUCGACACGUCAGUGCCAUUUCGCAUUGCUAAUAUUGUUAGCUCUGUUGCUGGUGAUUCUGAAUUUAUAUUAUUUCAAGUAUAAUAAACUUGAGAUUAUUGGAUCUGAAUACAAAUGGAGCAGAUAUCCAGUUCCAAAGUUUAAUCACACCAUGGGGCAGAAAGUGGAAACCAGGAAUCUCCAUUGGACCGACAGGCUGGUGCAAUAUGGUUAUCAGAAUCACAGCUUCACCCCUGAAGAAAGGUCAGAGGGAACGUUCCUUAUGAAAAUGAUCGAAUGGCCAAAACCACCCAGCUCUGCUGUACCCUUUCAGAAAAGCAGCAACCCAGCACAUGUUCGCUUUGUAAUUUUAAAUUCUGCAAAGACUUUCUAUGUGGGAGAUCAGUUACAAGUGAUGCUGCAGAUGUAUGAUUUUGAAGGUCACCCAAAGCGAUACGGGGGUGACUAUCUCCAAGCUCGGAUCCACACCCCAGCUUUAAAAGCUGGUUCAGCAGGAACGGUUAUAGACAACGAAAAUGGAUUUUACUAUAUCAAUUUUAAUUUAUCUUGGCCGGGGAAAGUUGAAGUUUCUGUUUUAUUAGUUCAUCCCAGUGAAGGGAUCCAAGCACUUGUAAGACUACGUGAGGAAUGGCCAGAAAGAGUGUAUUUAAAAAGUACCUUCAAAUAUCAUGGUGCUUCAGAAACCACUGUGUGUAAUCUUUAUUUGCCUCAAACUGAGCCACUCUGUAACUUUACUGAUCCUAGGACUGGGGAGCCCUGGUUCUGUUACAAACCAAAGCAACUUCCCUGUUCUGCUCGUAUCAACCAUUUUAAAGGAGGCUAUGAGAAAAAUCUCUUAAUUGGAGAAGAGAGCCGUUAUUUCCAAAGUGGUGUCAACAUCAAGAAGCCCAUAUUACCUAGAUCACCAAUGUACAUAACAGUCAAGCCUUGUUCCCAAACAACUCCGGCUCUUGGAGAAUGUGUCCGGGGACAGCCCAUGGUGUCACCAUCUGGCUUUUAUUAUCAGGACCAGUGGAUGUCAACGACCUGCAAUAUUCACCGUUUUGACACUCCUGCAAAAAUUAAAGAAUGCCUCCGUAGAAAAAUUGUCUGCUUGCUUGGAGAUUCCACCAUGCGACAGUGGUUUGAGUAUUUGACUCAAUUUGUCCCAGGUUAGGCUAUGUGUCAUGUCUCUUUACAGUCGUACAGGCACUGUUCAAAAUCUAGCAUUAUUAGGAUCAAAACUGUGCUGGAUUUCAGAUUCUCCCAGAUUUUAGAUCAGGUAGUCAGUAAGGUACAGCCAGUAAUUACUAGUUAGAAGUGAGUUUUAACUAUGAUGUUUUAUUUGUCUUCAUCUUUUCUGGAGAAAGUUAAACCACUUAGUUGACAGCCAUGUUAGUAACCCAUGUAAACAGUUGUGAGCCAUUUGAUAUAGUCUGUUCUCAUUAUUCCAAUUUUUUGGCGGUCAGACUAAUUGAUUCUCAAUGCUUUGUGCAGAAUUAAUGCAUUUCUGUUCCUUUUGAACAUGUCCAUUGGAGUGUGAAUGAUGUGAGAUAAUGUAAAAGCUGCUCUGCUUUUCUGAGAACUGUACCUUCUGAUUUCUUAUCUCUAAUCCAAACUUCAGGCUUAGUAUCAAAGCAGAGAAAUUCUAUGGUCUAUGCAUGGAAUUAUACCAAUUCUUCUGAUUUAUUCUUGUAUCAUGGUCUUGAGGUACAACAAUAUUGUGGUCUUGAUGUUUAGUCUGGGAUCUUGCUGUAGUAAUUGUGAUUUCUGCUUUCAACCUUCCACUCAUAAGGAACUCUGCUGAUUAAGAUCCUUUAGUUAAAGAUGUUGGCUUGUGAUUUAAUAAAACUAAAU